Molecule: messenger RNA, 639 nt
Organism: Naegleria lovaniensis
Lineage: Eukaryota; Heterolobosea; Eutetramitea; Acrasida; Naegleriidae
Exons: 1
Coding region: 1-639 (212 amino acids)
Molecular function (GO): iron ion binding; oxidoreductase activity, acting on paired donors, with incorporation or reduction of molecular oxygen; monooxygenase activity
Source: RefSeq, a predicted model, not a curated record
AUGAUUGCUUUGCACAUGUUGACCGUACUGUUGGCAGAUUAUCUGUCCUACAUUCAAGUGUGUUCAAUGAUUUUCGGUCCACUCAAGCUCUUGAUUUUCAUGUGGUAUUUGAAAACCAUUCGCCACGAAGCCAAAAUGCUUUCCAAGAUUUUGAUUGCUCCGACAUUGGCAGCUUCUGAUGUACACUCUUCUUCACAACAAGGAGGAGAGGAACAGCACAAGUCUACCAACUACAUCAGAAAGCGCAUUGUUUGCCAAGUACCUGAUCCAGUUCCAGUCCAACAAUUGCUUCAUUUCAAUGCUUUUCAAACCAUUUGGAUGAAUGUGAACAAAAAAGAUCAACGUUCUGUUCAAAUGCAUCGUUCCCUCUUUGAACCCAAUCACUACAGACCUGUCAUUACAUUCUUUGGAAAAACUCCAAUUGUGACCUUUGCUUCUGUGGACGCAUGUAAAACCAUCUUGACGAAAUGGAGAGAAUUUCCAAAGGAUCCAAUCAUGCUCAGUGAUGAUGUACAUCGCUUUGUGGGUAGAAAUGUCGUAUUUGUGAAUGGUGAUGAAUGGAAGAGACAACGCUCUGUCAUGAAUCCUGCAUUCAACGAUAUUCCCGUAUUAAAUUAUAGCCAUACUAGAAAAGUAUAG